AUGUCGGACUGGGAGGCGGAGAGCGGCGACGAGCAGAGCCCGAGGUCCCGGGUCGAGUGGCGGCCGCCAGCGCCGAGACCGGGUCCAGGGCGGCCUUCGACCCGGCCCUUGAGCCAGAGCCACGACGUGGGGGCCGGGGACCGGUGGGGGAUCCGCGGGGAGCGAGGCCGGGGGUGGCGGCGGGCGGGGCAGUCCGGGGCCCGGGGGCGAGGCUGGACCAGGGGCCCGGGGUCGUCCUCGUCCUCCCUCAGCUUCUACAUGGAGAGCGCCGCGGUGGGCACCGUGAUAGGUCGUGGAGGGUCUAAAAUACGUGAACUGGAAGAAGCGUCAGGAUCAAAAAUACAGAUACUAAAGGGUGAUGUUGAAGUUGAGGUGAAGCUUUUUGGCAGCCAUGAGGCCCAGCUGAAAGCUAAGGAACUGAUUCAGAAUCUAAUUGAGAGGAGAAGUACAGAUCGGUUAAAUGGAGCUGAAAGGAGUGACCAAGGCGUUGCAUCAAAGCUCGGCCGCAGGUCAGUCACCACCUCUGACACCUCUUCAUUCCAGUGCGGCAGCACAAACUCACCCCGUCCUAUGAUCAACUGGAACUCGUUGCGUGAGAACAGGGCGAAAUAUGAAGCUAUGAAGUGGGCUGGUCUUUCACCAAUUAAAAAAGACUUCUACAUUGAAGCUGAGUCGGUCAUCAAUAUGACACCAGCAGAAGUUUCCAGUUGGAGAAAGUUAAACAACAAUAUUAUGUGUGAAGAUAUGAGUGAAGGCACAAAGCGGCAAAUUCCUAAUCCAGUGUGCACGUUUAUGGAAGCUUUUCAGCAUUACCCUGAGAUUAUGGCAAAUAUUAGGAGAGUUGGGUUUCAGUGCCCAACACCAAUCCAGUCUCAAGCAUGGCCAAUAAUUCUGCUGGGGAUUGAUCUGAUUGGGAUAGCACAGACUGGAACUGGAAAAACUCUGGCAUAUCUCUUACCUGGGUUCAUCCACCUGGAUCUGCAGCCGGUGCAACGGGUCAAAAGUGAUGGCCCCGGAAUGUUAAUCCUCACACCAACCAGGGAGCUUGCUCUUCAGAUACAGGAAGAGUGCGACAAGUACAGUUACAAAGGGAUUAAGAGUAUUUGUAUUUAUGGAGGAGGAAGCCGUAAAGAUCAGAUUAACUUCAUUACGAAAGGAGUGGACAUUGUUAUUGCAACUCCCGGACGGUUGAAUGAUCUUCAGAUGAACAAUUACAUCAGUCUGAGGAGUACAACCUAUUUGGUGUUGGAUGAGGCAGAUCGAAUGCUGGAUAUGGGAUUUGAACCUCAGAUUAUGAAGAUUAUUUUGGACAUACGACCGGAUAGACAGACAAUAAUGACUAGUGCAACAUGGCCUGAUGGAGUUCGGAGAUUAUCCAAAUCAUAUCUGAAGAAUCCAAUGAUGGUUUGUGUAGGAACCCUGGAUUUGGCAGCAGUAGAGACAGUGGAGCAAAAUGUAUUGGUUAUCCCUGAAGAAGAGAAAAGAAGCUAUACACUUCACUUCAUUGAAUGCAUGAAACCUGAGGACAAAGUCAUCAUUUUUGUUGGAAGAAAGAUCAUAGUUGAUGACUUAUCGAGUGAUUUCAGCCUGCAAGGGAUCCCAGUCCAGUCUCUUCACAGUGAUCGGGAACAGUGUGACCGAGAACAGGCACUCAAAGAUUUCAAGGAAGGGAGAGUUCGGAUUCUUAUUGCCACAGAUCUUGCUUCACGUGGCCUCGAUGUGCACGAUAUCACACACGUGUUCAAUUUCGACUUCCCUCGCAACAUAGAAGAGUACGUGCACAGGAUCGGGCGGACUGGUAGAGCAGGUCGUAAGGGGCAAGCUAUAACUCUCGUUACAAGGAGCGACUGGAGAUUUGCUGCCGAGUUGGUUGUAAUUCUGGAACGAGCGAGUCAGCCAGUUCCUGAAGAGUUGCUGAUGAUGGCCAAAAGGUAUGAACAGAACAAAAUGAAGAAGGAGUACGAACAGCAGCUGGCAGCCCCCUAUAAUGAGGGGCGCAGAGACCAGGGGCGAGGCAGGAGAGGCUGGAACAAAAGAAACUGAAGUGAUGAGCCCAUAAUCUAUUAUAAUGGAAAAAUAAAACCUGAAUUCUACAGUGCCUGGAAAAUGCAAGUUCCUGCCCAGACCCUUACCCAAAGUACUGAACACUGCACACUAA
Pristis pectinata (smalltooth sawfish) is the source of this 2158-nucleotide messenger RNA. It is a transcript of the gene ddx43, whose product is annotated as DEAD (Asp-Glu-Ala-Asp) box polypeptide 43. NCBI's taxonomy places the organism in Eukaryota, Metazoa, Chordata, Chondrichthyes, Rhinopristiformes, Pristidae. The record is from RefSeq and is a predicted model, not a curated record. The transcript is spliced from 17 exons. The coding region runs from base 1 to 2043 and encodes 680 amino acids. Gene Ontology annotation, molecular function: RNA helicase activity; ATP binding; RNA binding.